GACUACAGACCAGUGUUGCUAGCCUCAGACCAGUGUUGACAGUAGACUGUCUACUGUCUACGGCGGAAAAAAAAAUCUGUGAUGGGGAGUUGUGAAGUGGUGCUAAGUGUUUAAACUUGCUAAAAUUAAUUAUGGAAAGCGAUAAUCGUAAAUUUGGCAUUGCCCAAAGGCCUGGUGUGUUACUAGUCAUCGGAGUCAUAAUAGGCAAUGUCUUUUUAAUUACUGGAAUCGUACUUCUGAGGAUUUCAACCGAGAAUAAAGGCUAUGAAAUUAUCAAUGAUUACACAGAUUGCAAAUUUUUUGAUAAUCCAAAUGAAAAAUGCAAAGACGUUAUACCGCGAGAACCAUGCGCUUGCUAUAUACAAAUAAAUAUAACAGAGCGGUUAGAACCGCCUGUCACUGCUUACUAUGAAUUGGAGUCCUAUGAACAGAUAACUGGUCCUUAUGCGAAGUCGAGGGACGACCAGCAGUUAGCAGGACAUCUUUCAGCAACACCAGCGGAUAGUUGUGCCCCUUACGCCUAUGUGCAGAAGAUGCCGAUAGCUCCGUGCGGAGCGCUCGCCGACUCUAUGUUCAACGAUACGUUUAGUUUACAAGUAGACGGAAAUUUUGUACCAACGAAUAACACAGGUUUGAUAUCUGAUGAUGAAAAGAAGCCUUUUCGAAACCCAGAAGGAAACCUCCAAGAAGCAUUUAAACUGUUUUCGAAACCAAUCAAUUGGCAAAAGAACGUGACUGAGCUGGAUAAGCUACAUCCGGAGAAUAACGGAUUUCAGAACGAACAUUUUAUUAUUUGGAUGAAGACAGACAUGAAACGCAAACCCGCUUGGCGUGUCAAUGUUGCCGACGAAAACUUCGCAAAUGGUCUCUCCCCUGCCACCUACAAUCUACGCGUUGAAUAUGCGUAUCCCGCAUCCCGCUAUAACGGUAAACGGUUGUUUAUAAUCAGUUCCCGUCAAGAUAUUGUAAAUACGGCGAAACGUGAUGCAGGCAUCGCCCUAUUAUGUAUGGGCCUAAUUAUUCUUAUUAUAACAAUAUCGUAUUUGCUUGUAAUAAAGUGGGAACGAUGUCGACGUUGUGUUAGAGUUGCGUAUAAAGGACCGAUUCCAACACAGGACAAUUAAAAUUGUACCAGUCAUUAGCGAUUUGGUUCUCAAAGAAUAAUGAUAACUGUCCUGAAAAUUAUUGAAACGUACAAGCAAUAAUAUGUUACAUACGUGGAAUUUAUUUAUUGAAUUAAUUAAUAAGGUACACAAAGGUUUUACAAAUUAAUUUAUGUUGUUAGCAUUUAUCCUCCACACAGUGCAAAAACAUCACUUAAAAGCGUACACACCAAUCAUUUGGAAAGUUACAAUCAUACAUCAUAAUGGAUUAAAUUACAUUGCAUUACAUUAUAUAUAGCCGAUAAGAGUCUGGCACUUUAGCAGACCGUAGUAAAAAAGUGUUUUUUAUAAUAGGGAUAUUUCAUAUUGUGGUGCAUAGCAUGUAAAACGCAUUUUGAAGUUUUUACUUAGUAAUAACAGGUGCCACAGAUUUUUGACUUAUCGCAUAAAUCGCAUUUAUAAUAUACCUCGAAAUAAAUAGAUAGGUACUAUUGAGAGAGAAUUUCUAGGUAUGUAUGAAAUUUGUUUUGUAGACUAUAAGAUAGUCGAGUUUUAUGCCUUUAUUUUGUUUUGUUACCGCGGAUUUUUUCGCUUUAUCUCUAGCGCAUUUUUGCUUUUUAAAUCUUACGGCGGUAUUCAAAGAAAACCCUGUAAGUAUAGUUUUUUUUUUUAGGAAACCAUAACAUGGUUUAUUUAAGGUCAUUAGGGCAAAGCCAAAACUAAAGAGGUAAAAAAAGGGUCUACGUUUUUGUUGAGGGAGAGAAAAGUUGAAAAAUGCCGCCCCUACGAAUAUUAAACUGGGAAACUUUUUGGUUGUUUUGCAGAACACUUAGUUAAGCAUAAAUAAUCUAAGUAUAUAAAAUCUGAAUAUAUACAUAUGUACAAGUAAUCUCAUUAUAGGAAUCACAGAAUACUUUCCGCUUUGUGUGGCCUAGCCAAAUCUGGGGCUUGAUUCUGCUAUGUUAACAAUGUGGCAAAUAUGUUGCUUAAGUAAAAUUAGCAGAAUCGAGCCCCAGAAGUAUAAAAUGUCUUUCAUUAAUGUGAAUAUUUCUUCUGUGGAACAUUAAAAAAAAAAUACGAUGUGUUAUGAUAAAUAAAGGAUGAUCAGCUCAGUGAAGGUAGAAGUCACAAUUUGCGAGGCUCAUGCCUAUGUAUAUUGAAAGUCAUCUGGUUUACGAACAUCCGAUAGGUUUUUUUCUUUAUUUGUACGUUUUUCUUACAAUUUUACUGAAUGUAAAUGUUAUAACACAUAUUCCAAUCUUAAGUACAAGAAAUAUACAUGUAAAAAUAUCUAAAAGUAGGUAUGUAUGUAUAAAAAAAUAUUACUAGUAAUUCUGUAAUUAAUUUCAGUUGAGAUAGUAAAUGUGUUAUAGUUCGGGAAAUACAUAUAAUUCUUUGUUGAAAAAUAUAGGAAAAAUACCAAAGAUAUAAAAAAUAAAUAGUCAAUAAAUGGAAAAUAAAGAUAGAAGAAUAACAAGUCAAUUUUUACUGUGACUGUACGUGUAAAAAAGUGAAUCUGAGAAGCAAAAAACACGAAACAAAACGAACAAAAAUAUUUAGCUUUACAUAGUAGUAUUUAUUAAUUUGUAUUAAUUAAGUUGACUAAUCCUGGCAUGUAAAAUUGUGUGUAUCUUUCGUUUUUAGCCGGGGAGUUUUUGUACCUCCUGGCGGCUCCACACUGUUGUCCAGAAGUCACGGAACUAGUCGUGCCAAAUGCUCACGCACUGUACACUGUACAGGCUCGAAUACACACAUGGCAUUUGGCAUUCACGCCUAUUCACGGGCUUCUCGGCACUAAUGUGGAGCCGACAUUCGAAAAUAUUUAUCAAUAUUAUUGGGAAUCUUGACAACAUAGGUACAUACCUAAAAAUAAGUUUGAUUAACUAUUGCUUCUGUUUGGUCCUCCGUAUUAAAAACUGGUAACGUAAAAUAGACUGUAUCACUACCUCAAGAAGUUUUAAAAAGUUUUCUAUAUGCUAUAGCUAGUUUACAUCUGGGGCUUGAUUCUGCUAAGUCAAUAAUGUGACAAUUGGAUAACAAUUGAAUCUCAAUAGUAGCUUUAACCUUAGUGGGCAUUCUGCUACUAAUCGGAGACCGAUCGUAUUCCAAUGGCAUUUCAUUGGUUUUCCAUUUGGUAUAUAGGUUAAUUUGCUCUACAAUCACAUUGCAAUCGUAAAUCAUUUGCAGACAAUAUGAUUCAUUAUUGAAUUACAGAAAAGGAUAAAAACGUUCAUUUAAAAGUAAAAUUUGCGGAUACCACAUACGCUUCAAUCGUAAUUUAGUCGUGAUUGAAUAUUAGUUAGAUAUCAAUCCGCUUAAGUAAAAUUAACAGAAUCUAGCCCCUGUUUCUAUCUAUUGAACCACUUUUAUAGGUAUAUAUACCCUAGUAUCCCAGAUGAUAAGAUUUUAUAAAACUUGUAUUUACUUAACUUACGAAACAGAUCAUAGAAUUAAACUUAGGUAGGUAUAACUAAAUAGUUAAUUUUCCGGAAAAUUACCAGUCAUUUAAACAAUUUAACCAAUAUAAGCAGGCGUUGUAAUAAGUGUACUUAAUUCUUGUACCAUUUGUAUAUUGCUUGUCGGUUUGGUUUGAUAACUAUUUUCUAAAAAAAUGCUACACCUACAUGUUUUGGGUUCCAGUCACGGCACAGAACUGAUUAAAAUGACCUACGUCACAUAUUUAUUAUUUUAUUAUGGACUACAAAAUAAACACUUAUUAGGUACCUACCUAGUGCCUACAAGUACCUAAUUACAUAUUUAUUAUGUAAAAACUUUACUUUAUUAUCUGAAAAUACAUAACUAUUUUUAUCUUAAAA
Molecule: messenger RNA, 3919 nt
Organism: Helicoverpa armigera (cotton bollworm)
Lineage: Eukaryota; Metazoa; Arthropoda; Insecta; Lepidoptera; Noctuidae
Product: cell cycle control protein 50A
Exons: 8
Coding region: 132-1124 (330 amino acids)
Cellular component (GO): Golgi apparatus; plasma membrane; endoplasmic reticulum
Source: RefSeq, a predicted model, not a curated record